AAAUGUUGUUGACUUAAAAAUCAGAAUCUUUCUCCAAUUCACACAUGGUAUAUAACUGAAGUGCUGUUCCUUCUCUAGUUCUCUGUAUACAACUGAACUAAAGAAAUACAAGCAUGAGUUCAAGAGGGAUAUUUUUCCUUGUCCUCCUAGCGUCGGGCAUGCUGCUAGAAGCUGGUGGAGUUGCAAAAGCUUGUUACUUGUACUGCUUGCAAGUCGAUUACAUGACUUGUCCGUCUUCGGGUGAGGAGAAGCUCGAGCCAAAGUGCAACUGCUGCUUGGCACCGAAAGGGUGCACUCUUCACCUGUCUGGUGGGUCUUCAAUGCUCUGUUCCAAGACUUGAAAGCUAUUCAUAUGUAUUAUGUUUGUGUCUGUGUUUUGUAUGAAUAAACUUGUGAUACAUCUUAACUGAUGAAUAUAUAAUUGUUGGUCAGUGCCAAGGGUUUCACAAA
This is a messenger RNA of Daucus carota subsp. sativus, 450 nucleotides long. RefSeq names its product proteinase inhibitor PSI-1.2. Lineage: Eukaryota; Viridiplantae; Streptophyta; Magnoliopsida; Apiales; Apiaceae. The transcript is spliced from 2 exons. Gene Ontology annotation, molecular function: serine-type endopeptidase inhibitor activity. The record is from RefSeq and is a predicted model, not a curated record. The coding region runs from base 114 to 341 and encodes 75 amino acids.